This is a messenger RNA of Nelumbo nucifera (sacred lotus), 1702 nucleotides long. Its product is annotated as phospholipase A1-Igamma1, chloroplastic-like. Lineage: Eukaryota; Viridiplantae; Streptophyta; Magnoliopsida; Proteales; Nelumbonaceae. The record is from RefSeq and is a predicted model, not a curated record. Gene Ontology annotation, molecular function: glycerophospholipase activity. Gene Ontology annotation, biological process: lipid metabolic process.
UUCUGGCUGCUUACUUCUAUUUGAAUCCAAUCAAUUAGUUUAUCUUUAUCCAACCAGAAAACUCCAUGGCCCUUCCACUUUCCAACUUGGUUUUGAGUCUUUUGACCUUCAAUGGGUACAGUUGCCGUAUGUUUCCGUCAAGAACAGCCGCCCUUGCACCGAUCUCCGGCAAUAAAUCACGAUUUCCAGGCCUUGAUCCGGCUGGGGAGCUCGCUACAAGAAAGAUGGUGAUAGCUGGGGUGCUGUCUAAAUCGAACCAAGACUCCAUGUCAUCGAUCCUCACCGAGCUCGAAAGAGAAAAUGUGCAACAAGAAGAAGAAGAUGAUGCUGAUGAUAGUGACACAACGGCCAAACAACCCAAGAAGCGCAUAGCCGAUUGCUGGCGCGAGAUCCAGGGCCAAGAUGACUGGGCUGGCCUGCUCGACCCCAUGGAUCCUCUCCUCCGCUCGGAGCUAAUACGCUACGGCGAUAUGGCACAAGCUUGCUACGACGCCUUCGAUUUCGAUUCCUUCUCCAAGUACUGUGGCAGCUGCCGCUUCACACGUCGCAAAUUCUUCGACUGUCUGGGCUUGACCAGCCUGGGCUACGACGUGUCCCGCUACCUCUAUUCCACCGCCAACAUCAACCUCCCCAACUUCUUCAAGAAAUCUAGGUGGCCCAAGGUCUGGAGCCGGAACGCCAAUUGGAUGGGCUACGUCGCUGUGUCCAACGACGACACUUCGGCCCGCCUAGGCCGCCGUGACAUUGCCGUCGCUUGGCGGGGCACGGUGACACGACUCGAGUGGGUCGCAGACUUGAUGGACUUCCUUAGACCGGUCUCCGCUGAUAAGAUACCGUGCCCUGAUCCGAAUGCGAAGGUCGAAUCCGGAUUCCUCGAUCUCUACACUGACAAGGACGACAAGUGCCGUUUCUGCAAGUUCUCUGCCAGGGAGCAAGUCUUAACCGAAAUCAAACGAUCCAUACAGCAGUACCCGAAUGAGGAGCUGAGCAUAACCGUCACGGGUCACAGCCUGGGGAGCGCCCUUGCCAUUCUGAGUGCGUAUGACAUUGAGGAGACGGGUCUGAACGUGACGGCAGACGGUCGGAUCAUACCCGUAACCGUGUUCUCGUUCUCGGGUCCGAGGGUUGGGAACGUGAGGUUCAAGGAGCGGGUGGAGGGAUUAGGGGUGAAGGUGCUGAGGGUGUUCAACGUUCAUGACUCGGUGCCCAAGGUUCCGGGGAUAGUAUUCAAUGAGCACGUGCCGGAGAUGGUACAGAAGAUGCUAGAGUGGCUGCCGUGGAAUUACUCGCACGUGGGAGUGGAGCUGUGUCUAGAUCACAAGAAAUCUCCCUUCCUGAACGACACCAGCGAUCCAGGCUGCUUCCACAACCUGGAGGCUCUCCUGCAUUUGAUUGACGGGUACCAUGGGAAGGGCCAAAGAUUUGUGCUUUCAAGCAGAAGGGAUCCWGCACUGGUGAACAAGGCCUCUGAUUUCUUGAAAGAUCACUACCUGGUGCCACCUUACUGGAGGCAACACGAGAACAAAGGAAUGGUGAGAAACCAGGAAGGACGGUGGGUACAGCCGGAAAGGCCAAAGCUUGAAGAACAUCCUCCAGACAUUCACCUUCUCCUCCUACAGUUGGGUCUAACUUCUGAUAUAUAGAUUUCUUUUAACUAAUAUAAAUUAUAUACGCUAUAUAUAAACCGGAUACUUUGAUUUCA